CCAGGAGGCUGAAAGGAUGUCAGUCGAGGGUGGAGACAGGGAUUCCGGGAAACCGUGUGGUAAAGCUCUUCGCGCGCCCGCACACGCACACAAGUAGCGAUAGGUAUAGAGCAGCGAGACGUCUGCCUGUUUUCUUUCGGAAUGGAUUCCACCCGCUUUACGCUUUGGCUACACUGUAGAUAAACUUUUUUCUCUGCCAGUUAAUAUUCCUAGCAGGGAAAAAUGAGAUCUAGCGCCGGCCGUGCGCGCGCGUGUGUUUGAGGCCACAGAGGCUGGGAACUGGGGAGACGCGGCCUUCGCUAUCUAGGCGAAUGUUGGUUCGAAGGAUUGACGGGGGCGCAGGCGGGCACGAGGAGGACUCUGGCAAGCUUUGCGGGAGGUGCAGUCAGGGGGUAAUGCAGCUAGUCCCUCCCACCGCCGACGUCCCGCCCGCCCCGUUGGGGAGGGGGUGCUGUGUCCCUGGACGGGCUCGGGUUGCACUAAGGGGCGGGCCGGGAGGCGGCUGCACAAAGGCCGAGGCACGCCAAGACGAUUAUCAGUCCCAGCUUCAGCAAGCACCUUUAGGCUCAGGCGGGAUCCUCCGGCGCUGGGGCAGAUUGGAUGCCCACUUUCCCCGCUACCUCUCCUUCGCUUCGCUCCCUUUCUUCGGCUCUGCUCCCUCUCUAACUUUAGCGACCAGCUUAUGCCCCAGCCGCGGUCACUUGAGUUUAGCGAUGCCCUUUCCGUUGCUACUGCUCAGCGUAGCUCUGCUGCUAACUCUGGUGCCCAUCCCAGGGCUGGCAGGGCCAGUCACCACUUGCGAUGCCAACGGGAGCCUGUACUACGUCGGGGAGUGGUAUUUCCUAGACACUGACCACUGUACCCAGUGUGAAUGCACGGCCGAAGGACCAGCCUGUGCUCGCACUGACUGCAGCGCUCUGCCACCUGCCUGCAUUCACGUCAGCCACUACCCCAGCGAUUGCUGUCCACGCUGCGAACGUGUUGGCUGUGAGCAUCGCGGACAAGUUUAUGAACUGGGACAGAAUUUCCAGCCCUCAGAGUGUGAGCAGUGUACCUGUGACCUAGAUGGCAUUGCCCGCUGCCUAGUGGCAGACUGCGCCCCUCCACCCUGCGUUAAUCCCAUCUACGAGAAGGGCCACUGCUGCCCCACCUGCACAGAUGGGCCCAACUGCUAUGUGGACGGGAGCCAGCAACAUGUCAUUCCUGCUGGGGAGAGCAUAUGGGUGGGGCCCUGCACCCAUUGUCGCUGUCAUGAUGGCCAGGAUGCCGGCUACUGGGAAGGAAACCGUUUAGCCAAAUGUGAGCGGCUACGGGGAUGCUGAGCUACAGCUGCGCAUCAUGCUUGAGCUUCUUCAAAUACCAAACAAUCCCUUAACCAGCUACCCUUCAACCCCUGUAAGGCCUCUAAUUAUACAAACAAGCUUCAAUGUUCAGCCCAGACCCAACGGGUUGUCUUCAGUGUAGAGCUAAGGUGAACAUCCCAUCAGCACAAGGAUUUUUCCUUGUGCAAUGGAACAUUCUCCCCCUCUCCUUCUCCUGCAAGCCCCCUGUAUCUGUUCUGGGGUUUCUCCCAACCCUCUGGAGCAUAUUUGGGGACAAUGCGGGGCAUGCAAUGGGGUGGGGGAGGCAAUCAUGUUGUGGUAGCGCUAGUUCUUGUACUAGCCCAUAGUUGAAUAUUGCCCAAUAUGUCCUGCCAUAUACAACAGCAAUUGCCAAUUCUAGCCACUUAUCCAGAUCUGCUCCCUUUCUUCUUCAAUAUCUUGAGUUGCUAUGCAUAGGAGUAGCUCAUAGGACAAGUGUAUUGCCAAGCCCCUCCAGACAGCAGUCCUUCGUUUUCCUUUUAUUUAGGACAGGGGUAGGGAACCUGUGGCUGGCCUCCAGCUCCCAUCAGCCUCAACCAGUAUGGCUAAUGGCCAGAAAUGAUGUAAUCUAGCCACAUCCAGAGGGCCAGGGGUUUCCCAUCUGAUUUACAGGAUAACCCUCAAUAACAACACCCCCAUAUUUUCCAUUAGUUCCACUGCAGCUGUCACCAAACAUAGUGUGUUUUGCAGAUCCCCCACUCUUCUAUUGGACAGUUUCAUGUGUGUGUAGUCCUAGAACAUGCAUCAAUAAAGGAUCCUUGUAGAA
Messenger RNA from Rhineura floridana, 2127 nucleotides. Its product is annotated as brorin-like. Gene Ontology annotation, biological process: negative regulation of BMP signaling pathway. Gene Ontology annotation, molecular function: protein binding. The transcript is spliced from 3 exons. NCBI's taxonomy places the organism in Eukaryota, Metazoa, Chordata, Lepidosauria, Squamata, Rhineuridae. Gene Ontology annotation, cellular component: AMPA glutamate receptor complex. Bases 312 to 1322 code for a protein of 336 amino acids. The record is from RefSeq and is a predicted model, not a curated record.